AUGCAUAUCCCCAUCCCGGCUCAGCCCUGCGCUAAUGGAGAAGAUACAGCACCUACGGCGUCAUCAGAGUGCUACACUGCCAACGGAGAGGACUACAGGGGCUUCCAGAAUCAGACCAGCCUGCAUGGUGGUAAACCCUGCCUCUUCUGGAAUGAGACUUUCCAGCACCCUUACAACACUCUCAAAUACCCCAAUGGAGAGGGAGGUCUGGGCAGCCACAACUUCUGCAGGAACCCUGAUGGGGACGUUCAGCCGUGGUGCUACAUCGCAGAUCACGAGGACGGGAUCUACUGGAGAUACUGCGACAUCCCAACAUGCAAGAUGCCUGGGAACUUGGGCUGCUUCAGAGACAGCGGCGACCCGCCCACUUUGUCCGGCACCAGCGAGACCUCCAACAAACUCACCAUCCAGAACUGCAUUAGCUUCUGUAGGAAGCAGAGAUACAAGCUCGCCGGCAUGGAGUCAGGAUAUGCUUGUUUCUGUGGCAACGAAGUGGAACAGCGUGACCACGGCGAGUCGCCUAGCAUGGAGUGUAACCAUGUUUGCUUCGGAGAACACACACAGCCCUGCGGGGGGGACGGCUGGGUCAUCAUCUUUGACACUCGUGUGGGGGCCUGUGGUGGAAACUACUCCUCUCCAUCCGGAGUGAUCUACUCCCCUGAUUUCCCAGACAAGUACGGGGCUGGCCGAGUUUGCUACUGGACCAUCCACGUCCCUGGAGCCUACGCCAUCCUCUUCAACUUCACUUUCUUUGAAAUCUCCGACCAGACGGACAUGGUGGAGCUCCUUGACGGCAACAACAACCAGGUGUUGGCGCGCUUCGACUGGCGCAGCCCUCCGAGGGAGCUAGUGAACGUCACAGGAGACUAUGUCAUUCUGUACUUCUACUCUGACCGCACCAACCAGGCCCAGGGAUUUGCUCUGCUUUACCAAGCACUGAGAAGCCAAGACACCAGAGCAAUGGAGGGCGAAGGAGGUGAGGAUGAUGAAGCGGAGGACGUCUCGAGCACGGCGGGGCCGCAGCUAGCUGGCGGCGUCACAGAGAGGUCCAACAGCACCUCCAACGGACGCUCCUCCCAGAUCCUCUACGUGAUCACGUCCAGCCCCGGGAAACCGGAGCACAACAUGCCAGGUCAGUGGGCUGGACGCGGCGAGACCACCAGCCACAGCGCUAUGUGGACCAUUUACGCUCUGGCAGCUCUCCUCAUUCUGACAGUCAUCGCCAUGGUGGCGAAGCUGCUGCUCCAUAUGACGGUCAAGUCUCAGAACAUCCCAACGGUGAGCGGUUCAGACAGCUGCAGUCAGAGCACCGCGUCCUCUGAGCCCUGGAUCAUCCUGUACCGGCCCUCCACCAUCUCCCUCUUCAAGAAAAAGUUAAAGAACCACCACGGCGACCUCAGCCCCCUGGUGGGCAACUAGCUGCGCACCACCACUAACCAAACGCCACCGUCAAACACAACUGCUCUGUACGAUGGCCGUCAGGAGCCAGGCCCUCAGACAAUGAAACUAUAGGAGGCGCUGCGCCAACACGAACAACUGAGUGGCUAAUGACAAGUGACUGCUAAGAAAUGGCCUUUGAGCCCAAGUGGCCCUCCCACUCUGCUCAGCACAAAAGAGGAGUGGGACAGGCAGGGCUGUCACUGAGUGUGGGGGGCAAAGAGGACGCUCUGACAGAGA
Molecule: messenger RNA, 1677 nt
Organism: Notothenia coriiceps (black rockcod)
Lineage: Eukaryota; Metazoa; Chordata; Actinopteri; Perciformes; Nototheniidae
Gene: kremen1
Product: kringle containing transmembrane protein 1
Exons: 9
Coding region: 1-1419 (472 amino acids)
Biological process (GO): multicellular organism development
Cellular component (GO): plasma membrane
Source: RefSeq, a predicted model, not a curated record